AUGCAGGCAAAGGCAUCCGCGGCUUCCUCGAGUUCUGCCGAACAUUCUGGAAUGCGCUUUCCGACAUCUGGCGUGAUCUCCAAGAUGCCGGCUCAGAACACACUUGCGCAAUCCUCCCGUUCUUCUGGGGUUAAACUUAACCUCGUUGCAGAUGCGGAGCAACAGCCUGGCCUGCCAGAUGAUGUGCCCAUGCAAAUGUUCCCAAUUCUUCUCAGAAGCCAAUGA
Molecule: messenger RNA, 225 nt
Organism: Suillus fuscotomentosus
Lineage: Eukaryota; Fungi; Basidiomycota; Agaricomycetes; Boletales; Suillaceae
Exons: 2
Coding region: 1-225 (74 amino acids)
Source: RefSeq, a predicted model, not a curated record